AAGGAAACCAGGAAAAAAGCGCGUUGCGUUACAGGCUUGAGUGACAGCGAGCGUUAUGCGUUACGCUACAACUUACCAUGAAACUGAAAGGCUUCCGGGGGAAUUUGUUAAUAAUUUAUCACGUGUAAGCAAUUUCGCUUUCGAACUCGCCACAUGUUCGCUUCGACGGGGGUUUGUGAAACUGCUAAGGAAGCAGUUCGGGAGGGUUUGCCAUGGCUCUUCAAAGCCCUGAGAGUUUGCCGGUUGUGUUAGAAUGUUUCUCUCGUCUGACGUUUGCUAAAAAGAGAAACUGUGCCUCAACAAUGGAAGAUGAUGUUAAAGAAUACAACAACGCAGGAAGGUCUGCUGAAACAAGGGAGGAAGACCAAAAACCAUGCUCUGUUAAAAUGCAAUCUAGCCAAGAGGAGACCCAGUCAAGGCCACACUCAAGUACCCAAGAUGACAGAAUUAUAAUGCAUUCACUGUUGAAUGAAACUCUUGAAACCCAAAUUCUUAACACUGUGAGAGAUAUGCCACACCCUUGCACAUUGAGCGAUAUUUUCCACAAUGUCACCAAUACCAAUGAAAAAAGUGUAAUUGAGUGUAUCAACGAACUCGAGCGGGCAAGAAAGAUCACCAGAAUUCUUGACAUGCCUCCAAUGUGGGGAAUUGCCAACGCAACUGGAGAACUUCAGGAUAAAGUUGCUGGCGGGGAGACUGAGCAGACUCUGGUAGCAGACUAUGAAUCAGAUAAAGAUGAAGAGGAAUCACAAGAAGAGUUCACUGAUGGAAAUGAGAGUUUGCUUCGCCAAGAUAAAGACAAACGUCCAGAUGAGAGAAUAGAUGUAGUUGAUGGACAUAGAAAGCAAGAUCUAGCAGUACCAAACACAGAAAGCACCAAGUCAUCAGAAGAACCCUUGACGCUAGCAAAUCAGGCAAUGUCACCCAGUGAUCCUGGCGGUUGUGAACACACCUCUGGUCCAUCAAGCUUGCCUGAUUUGGCUGGUGAGGAGCCUGGCUCUAUAGGCUCGCAUAGACCCCCUGCAUCUUCUGUUCGUCAGAUUAAAUCCCUUCCAUCUACUACUCAUGGCAGGCUGGUCCAACCUAAUCCAGCUUCACAUGCACCACCUCCAAUCCCUGGGGGAUCUGUACGAUCAUCAGGAGGCCCACCUCCACCUCCCUCAGCUCACCUGUUCAGCGCCUUGAUGUCCCAGUGCACUAGAAAACCUUCCCCUGUGGUCAUGUCAGCGAGGCCUACCUUCUCACCUUCUUUCAGUUUAAACCAACAGUCUCCAAGGAUUGCAUCACCUCGUCCACUGAUGCAGUCAUUUGGUCCUCGACCGACCCGACCUCAGAUGUCAGCUCCAAGAUUGACCUCAGCUUCCUUGAUAGAUCGUGAAACAUUAGAUUGCGAUCCAACCAAGAUGAUGCCACCAUUGCUUGGUUCUGUUCGCCAAAAUGAUGUUCGACAAAACCAGAUUUCUAAAGCGGGGAAUCCUAAAGAAAUACCUGCAGCACCUUCAAAGAAGGAUGAAGCCGCAUUUGUCUCCAGCCAGUCAAGCAGGGCAAACUUUGAAGGACACAUGCAACUACAAACGAAUCAUUCUCGUCAUAAUACAUAUGGACCAACUCCAGCAGAUACAACCCAAUUGCCACAGGCAAGAGCUCCUUUCGUUGGUCAAGGUUCAUCUGGCAAUUCCUCCAAGCCGGGAAAUUCCAGGCUUCCACCCCCUCCUUCCGCACAUCUUUUCCAAAACCUGGUUAAUCGAGGUCCCCAAGCAGUGCCCACUUCCAGCAAGAGUCCUAUGGCCGUUAUACCUCAAAGAGCUUCAAGACUGAGUGAUCUUGAAACAAAAGUACUGGACUUUAUGAAGCGGGAAAGGAAAUCGUGUGAAACACUACGUCUGGCCCAACAGUUUGGUUUCCAUAGAAAGAAGGACAUCAAUCCAACUCUCUACAAACUGCAGACAUUAGGCUUGAUUUACAAAAUGCACGAUCAUCCUCCGACCUGGAAAGUGCGACAAGAAGUAAGCUCGCUGACUUUUCAAGGUUCAAAAGCAGCUGAAUCUGGUUGUAGUGAAUCUGCUCAGAAGAGACAUCACCCUGAUGCCGAUGAACAAGGACAAAUACACCUAGGCGUGAAGAGGCAUGCUGAACAGAGACAGUCUUCCACAUCACCUCCUAGAGCAGAGUCGAGUUUCUUUGAACCACCACGGCCUGCUCCUGCGAGCUACAUGUCCAGCCCACAGUUACCACCUGCAGCCCUAACUAUUUCCCCCAUGUCCAGCAACAACCUUCCAGAUGUACUCUCCAGUGUUGCUUAUGCCGCCAUCAACAAGAAUCCCGUCAGUGCUCUCAACGAGUAUGUGCAGAAAAACAAGAUGGAGCUGACAUUUCAGACCGUCAGCCAAGGCCGUGCCUUCGCGAUUGCCGCUAAGAUCAAUGGAAAGCUAUUCCCUGCAGCAGAAGCACGAAACAUGAAAGAUGCCAGACGCGAGGCAGCGGAUGUCGCACUGAGGACAUUGCUUGGCGGGAGUGCAAAUUUGGGUGCUGAGGAGGGGUCGCCCUUGAACAUUACUGACCCCCCUGCAAGCGUUUUGAGCAAAGUCCGCACACACUUCGAUCUCAUAGCUGCACUUUCACAUCACACAUUUCUGCAAAUCGCGGCGUCAAUUUCCGAUAAGUUCGCUGGGAGGAAGGUCGUGGCGUGUAUCAUCAUGAAAACAGGCGCUGACCACUCUGGUCGAGUGGUUGCCGUGGGGACUGGUAACCGAUGCGUGACAGGUAAGCGUUUGAGCAUGGAAGGAAAGGCAGUAAAUGACUCUCACGCCGAAAUAGUGGCUCGGAGAUCUCUUUUGAGAUUCUUCUACGGACAACUAAGCAGUUAUUACGAUGGGAAAGAAUCCAUUUUCGCACUGAGCAAAGGCUCUCGGAGGCUCGUUGUCCGUGAGGAUGUGUCAUUUCAUCUAUACAUCAGUACAGCUCCUUGCGGAGAUGGUGCUUUGUUUACGCCCCGUGAGGAACCCAACACGGACAUGUCAGAGCACUCAACAGAGCACAAUCCUACAUUCACUACCAAGCAACAGGGCAUCUUACGAACAAAGAUUGAAGAUGGUGAGGGCACUAUUCCAAUUGACCCCUCCGACAGAAUUCAAACAUGGGACGGGCUCUUACGUGGAAACAAAUUGCGCACCAUGUCGUGCAGUGAUAAAAUAUGCCGCUGGAAUGCCCUUGGACUUCAAGGCGCUCUCCUGAGUCACUUUAUUGAUCCCGUUUACUUGGCAUCGCUCACUCUGGGCUACUUGUAUGAUCACGGUCAUCUUUCACGUGCAGUUUGCUGUCGCCUUCAGCACAACAAUAACCUCGACACCCAGCUGCCAGCCCCAUAUCACGUGAACCACCCGUGGCUUGGUCGUGUUACGGCAUACGAGCCUCCACGCGAGACAGAAAAGACCAACAACCUCAGCGUCAAUUGGUCCAUUGGAGACACGUGCACUGAAGUGACUGAUGGGCGUACGGGAGCGUGUAUGACACGAACACAGAACAGUCCCACGCCCUCGCGUAUCUGCAAGGCCGCGCUUUAUGCGUCGUUCAAGGAGAUUGGUGCCAAAGCUGGCCGUCCAGAACUCGUGGAUGUUGAAACUUACCGCGACGCUAAGAAGAUGGCCACCGAUUUCCAAGAAGCCAAACAGAAACUGUACGAUCAUUUUAGAUCCUCGAGGUACGGUCCGUGGGUUAGUAAACCGAUGGAACAGGAAAUGUUCUAACUGAUUAAAAAAAUGUCCUCUCACAAAACAUUUUCUCGAUGAGAAGUACAGAACGCCAAUAAUGUCGGCAACCAAUUUGUUUUUAAGGGAUAAAAACCUUACCCGAGCACACAGAUAAUCGAGUUCGUCAGAGAACUGACUGGGAUUUAAUUUAUCGUGAAAACACUACUCUAUAAACAAUACUACGUUUGCUCAAGUUAAUAAGCUGUAAAACCAGCUGUACAGUGUAUAUUUCCGUUUAUCAUAACCAAGAGUAGUACAGCACAAGUUUCAGAGACUUGAAAGACGUUUUAAAGUUGCAAUAAGAAUUUUUUUUGUACGUGUUAAAAUGGUACUUUCUUUCGUUCGCGUUUAGCUCCAAAAUACGCGGAACUUGGUCAGUUCACGUUUUUGUUUUGUACUUCCUGGAGGACGUGAAUAUCAAUAUAUUCGAUUUGUAACUGAACGCCGUCUUUGACAUCUUUAAAUGUUUUCCCGAGGAUAGAACGAAAGCGCGUAAGCUCCCCAUUUAAAACAUGGUUAGUUUCGCGCACGCAUGGUGUCAACUAAAGGAUGGUUUUCGCAUACGCAGUCGCAGUAAGGUGCUGCUAGAUAGCGCUUUUUGUUAGAGGGAAAUUUUCAUAACAAAAGGCUCUAUCACCAUGUUAUGUCGACUUGUGCUCAUGCGCUGGUGAUAAUCAGCCUAAACUGGCGUUUUGCUGUUGAGAUUUGUUGUGUUUGUGGCUUCGUGGGAUGCCUGCAGAUAUUAAAAAAAAGUUUAUUUUAUAUGUAAAGGUUGAAAGAAGAAUUACAUGAAAAUACAAGACUAUAUAAAUAAGAUUCCAGUGCUACUCUAUACUAAUUUUAGACUGAUAUUCACAUUAAAUAGAAAGGUUUUAGUAAAAAAAAGUCACUAUUUACGAAUUUUAAAGAGGAUAAGUGCUCUUCACUCGUCGCGAAUGGAAGAACGUUAAUAUUUUCCGGAAUUUUCCAGUAAAGUGGACAACUUGACGAGCUAUAUCCAAAUUUUCGAAGAUUUCUACCGGGAAUAUCCGUUAAUUUUCCUCCCGAAAUUUUCGAAGGUUGGGUUGAAUGGUUCGCAUAUCGGGAAUUCAACAAUUUAGUUAUUUUCUGGAAAUUGUCCAAGGAAAUUUUCGUGCGAUUUGCCCUAUUUCGAAAGUUACGAAACUUUGUAUCAAGAGGAUUCCAAAUUGGAGAGUGAUAUCGAUUGUAACUGAUGCCAAAACCCAAAUGCAUAAAAUAUUAUUCCUAUAAAACAAUGCACAGUUAGUAUUAUUAUUUGGCAUAUUAUUUUCUAGAAAACAUGGCAUUUCAAAAGUUUAAAGUUUUGUCACCAUCCCGUUUAGUUCAGAGUUCUUAGUUCUGCCAUUCGUGUGUUCAUGUUUCUUUUUAACUGCGACUCCAUUCAUUGUAACAUCGCCGUUUCCAUGUGACCUAUGAUGAAUUGUCCCGUUGCGGUUUAUAUCUGCCAGAGUCAUUGUUUGUUCCUGGGGAAAGGAAUAUCGGUUGUUAUGGAAACCAAGCUCUUCUAAGUCUGUGGAUGCCACGUGACUGGCAGCGACGUUCCAUUUUGCAUUUUGAUGACGUCUCAGUAGAAAUGAAUACUGCGUGUUGAGUUGGUCUUCUUCUCCUUUUUUGACAUUGAAAACGAACCUUUUGGUGAACUUUCCAAGCGUUCCGAGCUUAUCGCCGAAUUUUAUCAUAACGAUUAUAACGCAAACCUCCACGAAAACAGCAAACACGCAGAACGCUAUUACGAUGACUACUGCCAUGAACAAACCACUGAAAUUUAUGAUCCCGAGCCGGUUAAAUGGCUUCAAAUCGCAGCUCUUUUUAUUGAACCAUCGACUCUCUAUGGCAUGAAUCGAGCCGUUCUCUUGAUGCUUUAACACCGCUUGAUUGACGUCUUGUAACCAUGGCGACCCUUUUUGUAGCGCGAGUCCCAGUCCAAAGUUAAAGAAGUUUGGCCCGGCAAGACUAUAUGAGCAGUUUUCGUCGUUGUUAGCCACUUGGCUGAGUGAGAGAUAAUCUCCGACUAGGCCAUUAAUUUCCCUGCAAAAGACGGUAAUAGUUACAAAUAAAUGUCUAGCAAAUUACUUUACAGAAUGGCCCAUUUCCCCCUAUUAGGAAUCGUGAUAGUUGUACCAUGAUUCCCUGCGUGCGCAACUCAUAGAGGGGAUGAGUUAUGAGGAAACAAUAACCAAUGUUUUGGGCCGAACGUAUAACUGUACAAGGCGUUUUCUUCUAAGAGCACAUGGGGCCCAGGCAAACCGUUUGUGUGCUGUGCACAUUUACAAAUAUUUUGUUAGCAAAUGUAUGGGAUUUACAGAACACUUCGCAGAAUUGCAUAAAAUCACGAGAAUAUGAACAAAUAGUUGCUCAAUAAAAGUAAAGGUAUCUUUUUUAUGGGGUACUGUCGUUCUCUUGGCUCAAAAUUGCCAAUUUCAGCAGGCUUGAAGGAUUCAGUUUACAUUCGCUGUUUACUAUUCAUAUGAUAAUAAUA
Orbicella faveolata is the source of this 6249-nucleotide messenger RNA. RefSeq lists its product as uncharacterized. Gene Ontology annotation, biological process: RNA processing; adenosine to inosine editing. The record is from RefSeq and is a predicted model, not a curated record. Gene Ontology annotation, cellular component: cytoplasm; nucleolus. Gene Ontology annotation, molecular function: double-stranded RNA adenosine deaminase activity; tRNA-specific adenosine deaminase activity; adenosine deaminase activity. Lineage: Eukaryota; Metazoa; Cnidaria; Anthozoa; Scleractinia; Merulinidae.